Neltuma alba is the source of this 1139-nucleotide messenger RNA. RefSeq names its product NAC domain-containing protein 1. The coding region runs from base 16 to 852 and encodes 278 amino acids. Lineage: Eukaryota; Viridiplantae; Streptophyta; Magnoliopsida; Fabales; Fabaceae. Gene Ontology annotation, biological process: regulation of DNA-templated transcription. Gene Ontology annotation, molecular function: DNA binding. The transcript has 3 exons. The record is from RefSeq and is a predicted model, not a curated record.
AACUGACAACUUUCAAUGGAGCCCAGAUCAACAAGAGGCUCUGAUCUUCCCCCAGGCUUUAGAUUCCACCCCACCGACGAGGAAUUAAUCGUCCAUUACCUUUGUAACCAAGCCACCUCCAAGCCUUGCCCUGCUUCUAUCAUCCCUGAAGUUGAUAUCUACAAGUUUGAUCCCUGGCAAUUACCUGAGAAGGCAGUGUUUGGGGAGAAUGAGUGGUAUUUCUUUACCCCGAGAGAUAGGAAGUACCCAAAUGGGGUGAGGCCAAACAGGGCCACUGUGUCUGGGUACUGGAAGGCCACUGGCACAGACAAAGCAAUUUACAGUGGGGCCAAGCACAUUGGGGUGAAGAAAGCUCUGGUCUUUUACAAAGGUAGGCCACCAAAAGGUGUCAAGUGCGAUUGGAUCAUGCAUGAGUAUCGUCUCAUUGGUUCGCCAAGACGAUCCAACAAGCAUAUUGGUUCCAUGAGAUUGGAUGACUGGGUGCUGUGUAGGAUUUACAAGAAGAAGAACAUGGCAAAAUCAAUGGACCUAAAGGAGGAAAUGGAGGAAGAAUACCCAAGUUCUGAAACGAACAUGUCAGAAGAAAAUGAUAAGAUCAAUGUUGGCACUGAGCAACAAAUGGUGAAAUUCCCGAGGAAUUGUUCUCUGACUCAUCUUCUGGAAAUGGAUAGUUACUUGGCUCCAAUCUCUCACCUUUUAUCCGAUUCUUCCUACAACUCAACCUUUGAUUAUCAGAUCAAUACUGCUUAUAAUAAUGCUGGGAAUAUAAUAGACCCAUUUGUAAAACCUCAAGUCUUUGAGGUCCCAGAUCAGUACUAUGCAACAUCAUCAUCAACCAGCCAGUACUUGUGAACCAGAUGGGAAUGUUCUGAGAUAAGAAGAUGACCAAUGAUGAAGAAGGAGAUUAGGCUGUUCAGAAAAAGACGAGAAAAUCGUCACUCUAUACCAUAAUCCCAAGAUUCUUUUUCCGGAAAGAUCGAUCACAUUACUCGUAAAAGAGUGGUGGGACUCUUUAGAUUAGUGACGUCUGAUCCGAUAGCUCUGAUGACAUUGUUUAUAUACUAUUUGUACAAAAGAACGACCUUAUUGGCUUGUUUAUUAUAAUUUUAAUUGUACAAAUCUGGAAUUACCUUCCUUUU